Molecule: messenger RNA, 1281 nt
Organism: Penicillium macrosclerotiorum
Lineage: Eukaryota; Fungi; Ascomycota; Eurotiomycetes; Eurotiales; Aspergillaceae
Exons: 1
Coding region: 1-1281 (426 amino acids)
Biological process (GO): phosphatidylethanolamine biosynthetic process
Cellular component (GO): mitochondrion
Molecular function (GO): phosphatidylserine decarboxylase activity
Source: RefSeq, a predicted model, not a curated record
AUGCCAGCGGACCAUGCAGCGCAUCGUGAAUGGUUGGGCAACGUGAUUGAACAAGUUGACAAGAAGCAGUCAGACCUGCAUCCGGUUCUUCAAGAGUUCAAAAAUCUUAUCGAGACCGAUACACGGGUUUACAUGCUUCUAGAAGGGAUGUUCCGGGAAGUACCCCACAAGAAACCAUACAGACAGGAUCCGACUGGCGGCCCUCAGAUCCGUGACUAUCAUCAUUUCCUCCAAGUCCUAAACCAUCUGCUCACAUGCGCCCCAUCAUGGACGGACAAAGCUCACCGUGUAGGACUAGUCGGCUUACCGAUUAAUGCAGUCCUGGACUGGCCUAUGGGUACUCCGAGCGGGUAUGCUGCUUUCCUAGACCCGAAGAUUAACGUCAUGUUGAAGAAAAUUCUCAAUGCAUGGGGUGAGUAUCUACGCUCGCCGGAUUCAGCACGCGUCUUGAACACUACCUAUCAUGGAUGGUUCGGAGAGACCGGCUGCCGCGACCUCACGGCGGCAGCAAAGGUCGGUCCAACAGCGGCUGAGAACCUGGAAUUUCAUCAAAUGUUCGAAUGUGAUCCAUCGGCACCUAAUUAUGGGUUCAAGUCUUGGGACGACUUCUUUACCCGACCAUUCCGUAUUGGAAUGCGACCGGUCGCAGAGCCAGAAAAUAAUAGAGUCAUCGCCAACGCAUGCGAAUCCAAACCGUACCGGGUCGCUCAUAAUGUUCAAGGUCGUGAUCGGUUCUGGAUCAAGAGCCAGCCUUACUCGGUCCUGGAUAUGCUAGGUCACGAUUCGCUUGCAUCUCAAUUUGUGGGCGGCACUAUUUACCAGGCAUUUCUCAGUGCACUGAGCUAUCAUCGAUGGCACGCUCCUGUUUCGGGGAGAGUGGCGAAGGCUUAUGUGGUGGACGGAACCUACUAUUCCGAGCCUCUGUUCGAGGGCGUUGGGAACCCACAGGCUACUACUAAAGAUAUCGAUCUCGCAGGAGAGGUCAUUUCACAGUCGUAUAUCACGUCAACGGCUACACGAGCACUUAUAUUUAUUGAAGCGGAUGAACCUGCCAUUGGUCUCAUGGCUUUUAUUGGUGUCGGCAUGGCAGAGGUUUCCACGUGUGAUAUCACUGUGAAGGAAGGUGAUCACGUCAAGAAGGGAGACCAGAUUGGCAUGUUCCACUUUGGAGGGUCUACACACUGCCUGCUUUUCAGGAAGGGAGUGGAUAUCUCGGGCUUCCCACAACCAGGAAUGGAAGAGAACAUGCCUGUGCGGAGCCAUCUGGCAGUGGUUUCGUGA